UGUUGGCUAGUGUGCACGUGUUUCUCUCUUAUAGGUGCAUGUAUCCGAUUGUCUGCAAGAAGGCACAUGGGUUUCUCUGUUGUGUGUGUGCAUAUGUAUAUAUGAAUGUGCAAGGGAAAGUCAAUGUUGUACAUGUGUGGUUGUGUGCAGGUUGUGUCAACCUUGAGGGUGUGGGUCUGUGUUGUGAGUCCAUUUAUGUGUCAGUGUUGGUCUCUGGGGAUUGGUCUAUGUGCAGGGCGUAUGCACACAUGUGCCUGUCUUCCUGGCAUAAGGCUGACCCCACUUCUUGGCCCAGUGAGAUUUGGGCCCAUGUGGUGUGACCCGUGGUAUGCUGGGGUCCAUCCAGGGGGUCCAAGGACACAAGGGUGUCCACAUGCUGGGCUAAGAGGCCAUGGAGGGUGGGGGGCACACAUCAUGCUGGUGGGUUCAUGGAAAUCCAGAUGUAGAGACUUGGGCCCAUGUGGGUUUUGGCAUGUCCACGCAUGUUGGUGUGACAAUGGUGUAAUGGCAAGGAUGGGGACCGCUGGUUCUUUCCUACCCCCAGUACCACUCAGCUCUUUGAAGUUGGAGGACUAGGAUGUGAACUCUGGAAGGAGGAGACUGGAAGCCUGGAAUCCUGGAUCUGAGAAGGCUGCUGGGAGGCCAGAUUCCUGGGUCUUGAGAAAGGAAGAAACUGAGACCUGGACUCUGGAGUUUGAAGGAGGAGGAAGCUGGGGUUGUAGACACCUGGGUGGAAGGAAGGGGAAGGGGCUGGGGUUCCUGGCCUCUUGGGCCCACAGAGGACAAAGAGUUAAAGCCCCGGACUCCUGGGUUUUGGAGGGUGAACAGUCCUGAGACCCAGAUUCCCUGGAUUCCAGAAACAACUCACUGGGUCUGUCUGAGCCUAUGCAGAGCCUGCAGCAGGAGGGCUGAGAGAAUGAUCACACCAGGGACUUCCUUGGCUGAGAUGGUCUCUGAGGCAGGUCUUCAAAGAGGAGCCAGAAGGAUGCUAAUAGGAUCAUUUUGUUCCUUUGCAGGUACCGGCCCAGGCCCUAACUCCCUGCAGAGAGGUGAGUGGGGUCCCUCAGGCUGGGGAGAGAGAUGUGGAGUGAUUGGGCCUGUUCUGAGCCAGCUGGAGGCCUGGAGCCCUGCCUGAGGAGCACACUGAGGCACAAAGAGGGGAAGUCACUGGAUUCAAGUCGCGCAACGGGGAACUGGGGUGUGAACCUGCGCAGCCAGGCCCAGAUUCUUGCUUGCAAUGCUGCACUACCUCUCAAGAAAUAUGAAGAAACCGAGAUUCAGAGAGGUUCAGACACUUGCCCGAGGUCACACAGCUAGUCUCCCGCCCCACUCCUCCCGCCUUCCCUCUGCACCAUGGCUCCGGGCCCCUUCUCCUCGGCGCUCCCCUCGCCGCCACCUGCCGCCCUGCCCUUUCUGCUGCUGCUCUGGGCCGGGGCAUCCCGUGGGCAGCCCUGCCCCGGCCGCUGCAUCUGCCAGAACGUGGCGCCCACGCUGACCAUGCUGUGCGCCAAGACCGGCUUGCUCUUCGUGCCGCCGGCCAUCGACCGGCGCGUGGUGGAGCUGCGGCUCACUGACAACUUCAUCGCGGCCGUCCGCCGCAGAGACUUCGCCAACAUGACCAGCCUGGUGCACCUCACCCUGUCCCGUAACACCAUCGGCCAGGUGGCCGCCGGCGCCUUCGCUGACCUCCGUGCCCUCCGCGCCCUGCACCUCGACAGCAACCGCCUGGCCGAGGUGCGUGGCGACCAGCUCCGCGGCUUGGGCAACCUUCGCCACCUGAUCCUCGGCAACAACCAGAUCCGCCGGGUCGAGUCAGCUGCCUUCGACGCCUUCCUGUCCACCGUGGAGGACCUGGAUCUGUCCUACAACAAUCUCGAGGCCCUGCCGUGGGAGGCUGUGGGCCAGAUGGUGAACCUGAACACCCUCACGCUGGACCACAAUCUCAUCGACCAUAUCGCUGAAGGUACCUUUGUGCAGCUGCACAAACUGGUUCGCCUGGACAUGACCUCCAACCGCCUCCAUAAACUGCCCCCCGAUGGGCUCUUCCUGAGGUCCCAAGGUUCGGGGCCGAAGCCGCCCACGCCGCUCACGGUCAGCUUCGGCGGCAACCCUCUGCACUGCAACUGCGAGCUGCUGUGGCUGCGGCGGCUGACCCGAGAGGACGACCUGGAGACGUGCGCCACCCCGGAGCACCUCACGGACCGCUACUUCUGGUCCAUUCCCGAGGAGGAGUUCCUGUGUGAACCCCCGCUGAUUACACGGCAGGCGGGGGGCCGGGCCCUGGUGGUGGAGGGCCAGGCGGUCAGCCUGCGGUGCCGCGCUGUGGGUGACCCUGAGCCCGUGGUGCAUUGGGUCGCACCCGAUGGGCGGUUGCUGGGGAACUCGAGCCGGACCCGGGUUCGGGGGGAUGGGACACUGGAUGUAACCAUCACCACCUUAAGGGACAGUGGCACCUUCACGUGCAUCGCCUCCAACGCCGCUGGGGAAGCGACGGCCCCCGUGGAGGUGUGCGUGGUACCCCUGCCUCUGAUGGCGCCCCCGCCGGCCGCCCCGCCUCCCCUCACCGAGCCCGGCUCCUCAGACAUCGCCACACCCGGCCGACCCGGUGCCAACGAAUCGGCCGCUGAGCGCCGGCUCGUGGCGGCCGAGCUCACCUCGAACUCGGUGCUCAUCCGCUGGCCGGCCCAGAGGCCCGUGCCCGGCAUCCGCAUGUACCAGGUCCAGUACAACAGCUCCGCAGAUGACUCCCUUGUCUACAGGAUGAUCCCAUCCACCAGCCAGACCUUCCUGGUGAAUGAUCUGGCAGCAGGCCGCGCCUACGACCUGUGCGUGCUGGCAGUCUACGACGACGGGGCCACUGCACUGCCGGCCACGCGAGUGGUGGGCUGUGUGCAGUUUACCACUGCCGGGGAUCCCGCGCCCUGCCGCCCACUGAGGGCCCAUUUCUUGGGUGGCACCAUGAUCAUCGCCAUUGGGGGCGUCAUCGUCGCCUCGGUCCUCGUCUUCAUCGUUCUGCUCAUGAUCCGCUAUAAGGUCUACGGCGACGGAGAUGGCCGCCGCGUCAAGGGUACCUCCAGGUCGCCUCCGCGGGUCAGCCACGUGUGCUCGCAGACCAACGGCGCAGGCGCGUCGCAGGCCCCGCCCCCGCCGGCGCAAGACCGUUACGAGGCGCUGCGCGAGGUGACGUCCCCAGCUGCUGCCGCUUUGGCGGUCGAGGCGAAGGCCACCGCCGCCGAGUCGGAUUCCACCGAGCCAGAGGCCGUCCUUGGACGCUCCCUGGGCGGCUCAGCCACCUCGCUGUGCCUGCUGCCGUCUGAGGAAAUCUCUGGGGAGGAGUCUCGGGCCACGGCGGGCCCUCGGAGGAGCCGUUCCGGGGCCCUGGGGCCGCCAGCUUCGGCGCCCCCCACUCUAGCUCUGGUUCCUGGGGGGGCCCCGGCCCGGCCGAGGCCGCAGCAGCGCUAUUCGUUCGACGGGGACUACGGGGCACUCUUCCAGAGCCACAGUUACCCGCGCCGCGCCCGGCGGACAAAGCGCCACCGGUCCACGCCGCACCUGGACGGGGCCGGAGGGGGCGCGGCCGGGGAGGACGGAGACCUGGGGCUGGGCUCCGCCAGGGCACGCCUGGCCUUUACUAGCACCGAGUGGAUGCUGGAGAGUACCGUCUGAGCGGCGGGCGGGCGCCGGGACGCCUGGGUGCCGCGGACAAACGCCCAGCCACCCGGACGCUGGGGCAGGACUCGGGGGCGAAAGCACGGCGCCUAGUGGUCAGACUGGAGGGGGAGACGCGCCCUCCUCCUCCCUGAAGGGGGCGAGGCUGCCUCGUCUGCAGCUCUUGGCCACGCCCCCGGGCCCGGGGGAGUUAGGGGGCGGGCAGCCGGGCCCCCCUCCUCCAAGGACUCCUCGUCCCCCUCCUGCCCCUCCCCCCGCGCGCUCGCGGACCUCGCUGGAGCCGGUGCCUUACACAGCGAAGCGCGGGGAGGGGCAGGGCCCCCCCGACACUGCAGCACUGAGACACGAGCCCCCUCCCCCCGCCCGGGACCGGGGCAGGGGCGAGGGGCCCAUUUCUUGUAUCUGGCUGGACUAGAUCCUAUUCUGUCCCGCGGCGGCCUCCAAAGCCCCCACCCCCACCCCAUUCACCUCCCUGGUCCCGUCGGGUCUGGCUUGGGGUCCCCCUUUCUCUGUUCCCUUCCUCUCUGUCCCGCCCUAUGUCGUCUUUGUCUCAUGUCUCUGUCCUUCCCUACUUGUCUCUCUCUGUCCCGCCGUCUCUUCUCCCUCCCAUAUCUUGUCCAGUCUCCCUCUCUCUCCUGAUUACCUCUUCCCACUACACACUCUCCCGGGCAGGUCCCACUGGAAGGACCAGAGUGUCCCGUAUCCCUUCCUCUUUCCCCAAAUAAACCCCCACAUGAACAAGAUCCAAAACCAAAUCCUCCCCUCCCUGCCGGAGCCGGGACCCUCCGCCGCAGCAGAAUUAAACUUUUUUCUGUGUCUGAGGCCGCUCUGCUGA
Herpailurus yagouaroundi (jaguarundi) is the source of this 4504-nucleotide messenger RNA. It is a transcript of the gene LRFN1, whose product is annotated as leucine rich repeat and fibronectin type III domain containing 1. The coding region runs from base 1354 to 3666 and encodes 770 amino acids. Lineage: Eukaryota; Metazoa; Chordata; Mammalia; Carnivora; Felidae. Gene Ontology annotation, molecular function: protein binding. The transcript is spliced from 5 exons. The record is from RefSeq and is a predicted model, not a curated record. Gene Ontology annotation, cellular component: postsynaptic density membrane.